GAUAACCACACGUGCAUGUUGUUAUUCAUAUAUUACCUGUCUGUUGCAGCUGUUUUACAACAAUUUAGUGAAUUUAUAUGAUCAUUUUCUCCUUGAAAUAUUUCUUCUGUGUCUGAAAAUGAACACUGAAAUGAAUGAACACGGAAAAGAAGACGAAGAUUGUCUGUUUCUUGAAAAAGUGCUGGAUAAACUGUACGACUUUGGUAACAAACCAACAACAAAAAAGAAGUCUAAGAAGAAAAAACGAAAGAGGUGUGAGGAAGAAGAUGAUCCUGAAAACGCCUGCAGUGACGACAACGCAGCAGAUCACCAGCAUCAGCAAUCAAGACCUGAGCAAACAGAUGAGCUCAUUCAACAGAAGAACCAGGUGGAGGUUGUGAUUUUUCAGGACCCCAGAAAGAAACUUAAGACCAAACAGACUCCAGUACCUGAAAACACACCUUUUCAGCCCCUUCAGACCAAAGAGAAGAAGCAUAAAGAGCAGCCGGAAGAGCUCAGUUUGGAGAAGGCUCGACUGGAGGUUCAUCGCUUUGGAAUCACAGGAUAUAAGAAGGAGGAGCAGCGAGUGUUUGAACAGGACCGAGCAGUGAUGCUGGGAGCUCGGCCUCCAAAGAAGGAGUACGUCAACUACAAAGUUCUACAGCAGCAACUUAAAGAGAAGAAGCAGAAGGAGAAGGAGGAGGUUCACCCGGACCUGAAGAAGAAGAAGAAGCAGAAUAAUCCUAGGGAUAAAAAGAAGGCCACCCCAUCUGGUCCUGGUUCUGGUUCUGCUCCGUCGGGGCAGGUGGGCCGCUUCAAGAACGGCAUGUUGAUCCUCAGCACCAAAGAGAUCCAGAAAAUCAAAGGGUCAAAGAGAGGCAGAUAGUCUCCAAAGGUGGUCUGAUGAAUGCACUGAAGUCUGGUCAACAUGGGGUUCUGAAACCGAUGACCCAGGAGCCUCUACAACCGGGUUCUUCUCGGUUCUUGGUCCAAUCAGAGGGUUUGGAGCAGGAGGUCGCAUCAGCAUCAGCACUGGGGAAAAGUGACCACAGAAGAAGACAGAUGUUAUUUAAUGAUGAGCUGGAACCGUUCCAGACACCUCCUAGUGUGUGUUCAGACCAGACAUGACAGCUGGUACCAGGUCUGAACACGACCAUCAUCUGUUCAGGAACUUCUACCA
Molecule: messenger RNA, 1159 nt
Organism: Sphaeramia orbicularis (orbiculate cardinalfish)
Lineage: Eukaryota; Metazoa; Chordata; Actinopteri; Kurtiformes; Apogonidae
Gene: fsaf1
Product: 40S small subunit processome assembly factor 1
Exons: 9
Coding region: 119-865 (248 amino acids)
Source: RefSeq, a predicted model, not a curated record